This is a messenger RNA of Brassica napus (rape), 1747 nucleotides long. Its product is annotated as protein FD-like. Gene Ontology annotation, cellular component: nucleus. Gene Ontology annotation, biological process: positive regulation of DNA-templated transcription. The record is from RefSeq and is a predicted model, not a curated record. Bases 279 to 1076 code for a protein of 265 amino acids. NCBI's taxonomy places the organism in Eukaryota, Viridiplantae, Streptophyta, Magnoliopsida, Brassicales, Brassicaceae. Gene Ontology annotation, molecular function: DNA-binding transcription factor activity. The transcript is spliced from 3 exons.
AAUAGUUUACUAACUUCACUUUGAAUUAUCAACAUUUUUAUCUUUAUAAAAAAUCUUCAAAAUUACAUCAAAACAUUAGAUACAUGGUUAUGUAAUUUUUCUUCCUCGUUUAACAUUUUUUUGUUUGAAUAGUUUCCAUCUCGCUGUCUCUUCUUCUAGACCCCAACCAUCAUUCCAGAAAUGACAGGUGAAAGUCAAGAAGCUCUCUAGUCUCUUUCUCUCUCUCCAAGACAAUUAACACCAAAGCCUAAAGUUGUGUUUAUUAGUUCUCUUUUCCUAUGCUUUCAUCAGCAAAGCAUCAAAGAAAGCAUAGAGUCUCUGCUCCAAACAAGAACAAGAUUCUCAACAAAGUUCCUUCCAUUUCAUCCUCAUCAUCUCCUUCACACUCCCAAGUCCAGAAGAGAUCUCUAAUCACCAUGGAAGAAGUUUGGAAAGACAUCAACCUCGCUUCCAUCCACCACCUUAACCACCACAGCCAACAUCCACAACACAACCAUGAGCCAAGGUUCAGGAGCCAUAACCACCAAAACCAAAACCCUAACUCCAUCUUCCAAGAUUUUCUCAACAGACCUUUGAACCUGGAACCAACCAUACCCACAAGCCUCAGUGGCGAUGCCACCACCGGCACUGCUCUCUUCGGCAGCUCUCCUUUGGCACCUCCUGCAACUGUUCUGAGCUUGAAUUCCAGUGCCUGCUUCGAGUUUCUUGAUAACCAAGAUCCUCUUGUUACCUCUAACUCCAAUCUGCAUAGCCACAAUCACCUCACAAACGUUCGUUCGGCGGGCACCCCUUUUGAGGCUCUGGUUACAUCCACUUGUUUUGGUAAGAAAAGAGGCCAAGAGUCUAAUGAAGGUUCAGGGAAUAGACAUCAUAAGCGUAUGAUCAAGAACAGAGAAUCUGCUGCUCGUUCAAGAGCGAGGAAACAGGCUUAUACAGACGAGUUAGAGCUUAAAGUUGCUCACCUGAAAGCAGAAAAUGCAAGACUAAAGAGACAACAAGAUCAGUUAAAAAUGGCGGCAGCAAAUCAGCAACCCAAAAAGAACACACUUCAAAGGUCUUCCUCAGCUCUAUUUUGAGAAAUCUACAAGUCCUUUCUCUUUUGGGGAUUGAGAGUCUUUCAUGAAGAAGUGAAAAAAUAGAAAAGUUUGUACCUCUUUUUAUUAGCUAUAAGUAUCAGUAAGCUAGAUUUGUAAACCUAAGAUAUUGCAGGGUAAAUAAGUUGGUAAAAAAAAAGAAAGAAAAAACAGAAAGAGGAAAGGAUCUUUCUAUCUCCUAAGGCAUAGGAACAAGUUGAUCAAAAAAAAAAAAGGCAUAGGAACACCUGUCUGGGGCCUCUCUCUUGUUCUGUCAUUUUCUCAUGUACUAACUUGUAUUUUUGUAGUAAUGCUAUUUCCUCUUCUAAUGUUAGUUUUGUUAUAAAAAAAACUAGAAUUUUAUUGUAUCGAAGAAAUUUAAAUAAGGGCAAAAUUUUAUACCCGUAUGAGAAGAUAACACUGAUAGCAAGAGAGGAUGUGUUAUUAGAAGAAGAAGGAAUGGUGUGAUUACAAUCGAUCGAAACGAUCGUUUAUAUAGAAGAGAAAUUCACUGUGCAAAUAGUGCAGCGGGCCCCAUAUCUUUUAUAUUUUUCAACGUUUGCGGCUAAUCUUUCAUAACACUCCCCCUUGGGGACCGGUGUCACCAUCCACUCUCGCUUAACGUCUAUGUUGCCUCGUUAAAAACCUUUCUAGGAAAACCCAAUGGGAAAAAC